Molecule: messenger RNA, 446 nt
Organism: Tilletiaria anomala UBC 951
Lineage: Eukaryota; Fungi; Basidiomycota; Exobasidiomycetes; Georgefischeriales; Tilletiariaceae
Exons: 1
Coding region: 175-426 (83 amino acids)
Source: RefSeq, a predicted model, not a curated record
GGUUGAAACGUGGCUAGGUGAAACUGCAACGAUGUUCUUCGAACUAAAGAAUAGCAGCAAAGCAAAAGAUGCGAUGUCGACGACGGCCAGACACUGUGAGGCCGGGGGACGUUGCAUCCGAUUCGAAGCUUGCAACAGCGUCAUUUCAUUUCCACACGGCCAACAUGCUGAUAUAUGAGACCUCGGGCGUUACUACAAUAUCUAUCGUGCAUUUUGCUUCUCCAAUUCUAUACAUCUGGAAGCAGUUUCAUCUGCAUCUGGCGUGCCUUUCGAUGGGGAUCAGCACUUGCAGCCUCGGCACUACUUGCUGCAAUUGCAGCCAAUGAGCGUAUCCAGCUUCCUUUAGACAAAGAAAGGCUUAACGCGGCAGCACCGCAGAAUAGGCAGGGUCGUUCAGACGACGAAAGAGACGAGCAUCACUUUUGAUUGCCCAGCACAAGGCCGUU